AUGGCUUCCACUCUUGCUAUCGGUCUCGGUAUUGCAACCACGGCCUUUUUGGGCCGCGCGGGUCUUGUCGCCUUCCGCCGCUACAGGGGCGGCGUCAACAGCAUGGGCAAGGCUUUUUACAAGGGAGGAUUUGAACCCCGGAUGAACCGCCGCGAAGCCGCCUUGAUCCUGGAGCUCCCGGAACGCACGCUCAACAAGGAAAAGGUCCGCAAGAAGCACCGUCAGCUCAUGCUCCUCAACCACCCCGAUCGCGGUGGGAGCCCGUACCUGGCGACCAAAAUCAACGAAGCCAAGGAAUUCCUCGACAAGCAUACUUGA
Molecule: messenger RNA, 318 nt
Organism: Aspergillus terreus NIH2624
Lineage: Eukaryota; Fungi; Ascomycota; Eurotiomycetes; Eurotiales; Aspergillaceae
Gene: pam18
Product: putative mitochondrial DnaJ chaperone (Tim14)
Exons: 4
Coding region: 1-318 (105 amino acids)
Biological process (GO): protein import into mitochondrial matrix
Cellular component (GO): PAM complex, Tim23 associated import motor
Molecular function (GO): ATPase activator activity
Source: RefSeq, a predicted model, not a curated record